UUAUAUGACCUCGCUCAGGCGUAUAUCUACAACUGACGGCAAAUUCCACUUCCAACCGAAACGUUACAACUUCCGUCUUUCUUAAUCUUCUGUAUCUGUAGUGAUGUUGCGUAAGAUUGUAUUUUAAAGAUUGCUUUCAUUAUGUUUAAAAUUAAAUAACAAACUCGGUUACAACUUAUUUCUUACUUAUUGGAUAGAAGACGACAAUUGAAGGAAAAUGACAACUUCGAGUUUUCCAGAGUGGCUAACUGACGAUUUCUUCAAAACCUGUCUCGAGACCGACAAAGAAAACUUUGAUGGAAUUACUGUGACAAGCCAUGAGCUUGAGUCUGCUGUCGCCCCUGGGAACAAUUACGGAAGUCAUAUAAUCAGGGCUAAUGUCCGGUACAAGAAACAAAACGACGAUUCUACUGAUCAUUCCACGUCACUAAUAUUAAAAGCGCCUCUGUCUGAAGAUUCUGCUGUAGCACAACAGCUGGGAGACAGCUUCAAACAACUGUACCUCAACGAGAUAAAGUACUAUUGUGAGUUUAUCUCUGAAACGUACACACUGAGCAAACAUGACGUAGUCCCUAAACAUUACAGAUCCCCAAUCCCACUUUGUCUGGUAAUGGAAGAUCUGAUUGUAUCAGGCUUUAAGAUGGUUGAUCGUCACAAGCUUCUUGAUUUUGACCACUGCAAACUGUACACAGAGGCUUCAGCCAAGCUUCACGCUUUUGCGAUGGCUGUUUACAAAAGUAAUCCUGAAUUGAUCGAAUAUUUUGAUAUGGAUAGACAAUCAAUAGAUGAGAGUUAUAAAGUGAUGAUUCCAAACAGUCUUCUUUGUAUGGCUACGUAUUUGGAAGACAAGCCUAACUAUAAAAAACAAUAUGAGGUUUUUAAAAUAGCAAGUGAGAAUGAUCUAUUUUGGAUUAUUUAUAAAGAAAUAAUGGACGCUUGUAAAACAAAAUCGUUCAAAGCAUUAAUCCAAGAUGAUCCUUGGUGCACAAACAUGAUGUUUAGAUACAACAAGGCAGAAAAACCUGUGUCGGUAAAAAUUAUUGAUUUCCAAAACAUUAAACUGAGUUCUCCAUUCGUUGAGUUUGUUACGUUCUUAUCAAUUUCAGCCAACCUGGAAGUGCGUCAGACCAAUUUGAACGAUCUGUACCAAAUCUACUGUGAUUCGCUAAAUACAAAUCUUACAAAACUUGGCUGCUCUGAAAGGUUGUCCAUAGAAGAGUUGAAAACAGAGAUAACUUACCUGCAUCCGAUUACAUUAUUUGUUAUUUGUAUGUUGCCUAUAGUGUUGAGCGAUUCCGUUCUCAACGUAGAAGAAUUUGCAGGUGUGAAAUAUACAUCUGAAUCUGUUAAAGAUAGUUCCUUCUACAAGACCUUUUAUACAGGCUCGUAUUUUGAAAUGUACUAUCCUCAAAUUUUUGAUGUAUAUGAAAAACAAGGAUUUUUUGAUUAUAUGUUGGGAAAAUUAGGGAAAUAAACAUGGAAAAUAAAGAAAA
This is a messenger RNA of Homalodisca vitripennis (glassy-winged sharpshooter), 1493 nucleotides long. RefSeq lists its product as uncharacterized. The transcript is spliced from 2 exons. Bases 218 to 1474 code for a protein of 418 amino acids. The record is from RefSeq and is a predicted model, not a curated record. NCBI's taxonomy places the organism in Eukaryota, Metazoa, Arthropoda, Insecta, Hemiptera, Cicadellidae.